AUGGCAAGUGCCCUGUGCAACAGGCUGAACCGGCUGCGCACUCCCAGCAAUGGCGUCGAGUUUGCUGCUGUGGUGCCCAUGGAUGGAUUUCAUUACUACAAAGCCCAGCUGGAUAGCAUGAAGGACCCCAUGAAGGCCUAUUUGCAUCGUGGUGCGCACUGGACUUUUGAUGCAGCAGGCUUUGUGGCUGCCUUGAGGCGAAUCCGAGAGACUGGCGCUGCAAGCCUGCCGAGCUUCGAUCAUGGCCGCGGAGACCCUGUUGAGGAUGACAUCAAGGUGCAGAGUGGAACAAGGCUGGUCAUCGUUGAGGGCAACUACCUUCUCCUGGGUGGGUAA
This is a messenger RNA of Ostreobium quekettii, 336 nucleotides long. NCBI's taxonomy places the organism in Eukaryota, Viridiplantae, Chlorophyta, Ulvophyceae, Bryopsidales, Ostreobiaceae. The record is from the annotation of a GenBank genome assembly.